ACAACAUACAAAUAAUAUAAAUUUCUAACAAUAUAUAAUUAAUAUUUGGUGUACUUUUCGUGUCUAGUGUUGGAUUGGAUCCUCCCAAAAAGGAAAAUCUUACUUCUUCUUCUUCAGUUCUUCCUCCAAAUAUUUCUUCACUUGAAGAUCAAGUCUGGUAGUGUUAAUGGCGAUCAUCAAACUCCAUGGAAGCCCAAUAUCAACCAACACACAAAGGCCUCUGGUUUGCCUUUACGAGAAACACCUCCACUUCGAUUUCAUCCCCGUCGACAUGUCUGCCGGAUCUCACAAACAAUCACCUUUCAUUUCCCUCAAUCCAUUCGGUCAAGUUCCAGCUCUCGAGGAUGGAGAUUUACAGCUAUUCGAAUCUAGGGCAAUUUCGAAUUACAUAGCGGAAGAAUACUCUGAAAAGGGAACGCAAUUAGUGUCUUCAAACUCGAAGGAGAAGGCGAUUUCGUUGGUAUGGAUGGAGGUGGAAGCUCAUAAAUUUGAGCCAGCAGCUGCGAAAUUGUCGUGGGAGUUAUUCUACAAGCCCAUGUUUGGGAUGAAUACUGACCAAGCUGUGGUGAAGGAGAACGAGGCCAAAUUGGAGAAGGUUUUGGAUGUGUAUGAGAAUCGGCUCACGGAAUCCAAGUACUUGGGCGGUGAAUGUAUUGGUUUGGCUGAUCUUUACCAUCUUCCUAAUUUGCAGUGCUUGUUGGGGACCACUUUGAAGAAGCUGUUCGAGUCUCGGCCCCAUGUUAAUGCUUGGGUGACUGAUAUCACUGCCAGGCCAGCUUGGUCUAAGGUCCUUGCCUUGAGAGGUUGAUCACUAACUUUAGCCCCUAAGCUUCAUGAUCAGCUACUGCUACUCUACUUAAGUAGUCAUGGACCUCAUCAUCGUGCUUAUGAUGAUGGAAAUUUAAUGGAAGUUUGAUUAUGAUAUUGGGUGGAGUUAUUGACCAUAAUAAUUAAUUGUGUUUUUUAUGAUCUAUGUGUAGUAUUUUCUGAGUAAAAUUAAGGUGUUUGCUGAGAUUAAGUGAUCAGUGCUACAAUUAAUCUAAAUUGAAUUUCUAGCAUUAACCAUUUUUC
Cannabis sativa is the source of this 1071-nucleotide messenger RNA. Its product is annotated as glutathione S-transferase. Gene Ontology annotation, molecular function: glutathione binding; glutathione transferase activity. The record is from RefSeq and is a predicted model, not a curated record. The transcript has 3 exons. Gene Ontology annotation, cellular component: cytoplasm. NCBI's taxonomy places the organism in Eukaryota, Viridiplantae, Streptophyta, Magnoliopsida, Rosales, Cannabaceae. Bases 167 to 808 code for a protein of 213 amino acids.